Molecule: messenger RNA, 8234 nt
Organism: Anolis carolinensis (green anole)
Lineage: Eukaryota; Metazoa; Chordata; Lepidosauria; Squamata; Anolidae
Gene: lrig2
Product: leucine rich repeats and immunoglobulin like domains 2
Exons: 18
Coding region: 231-3392 (1053 amino acids)
Molecular function (GO): protein binding
Source: RefSeq, a predicted model, not a curated record
CCCGGUCGCCAGAGGCACCUUCGUCCAACACGCUCUUUCGCGGCCCUGUUGCGCAUGUGCAGAGCUCCUCCAGGUUGGACUCCCGACGAGCAGGCUCCGCCUUCUCCUGCGUAGGCUCGGUCUGCGCAUGGGCAAGCAGGCGAGGGGGCGGGGCGUAUGUGAGGCCGAGUUCGUCGAGGCCUGCCUGGGCCUCCGCGGCGGGAGAGAGAGCGAACGGGGUCGGGGGAAGGAUGCGGUGGCGCCGGGGGUUUCCUCCGAGGCCCAUCGGCCUGCUCUUCGUGCUCCUUCUCCAGAGGGCAGCAGGGGAGGCCUGCGCCCCUGCCGGGCCUUGCUCCUGCCGGCGAGGCGUGUUGGACUGCAGCCGCCUCCGAGCGACGGGUCGGAGCGUGGAACCGGGCCUGCUGCUGCCGCUGCCUCCCGACACCACAGCACUUGACUUAAGUCAUAACCAUUUGUCAUCCUCUAAUUGGAGCAUUGAUUCAUCGGGUCAAAAAUUACAAGAAGUGAAGUUGAACUACAAUGAGCUAACUGACAUCCCCUGUUUUGGAGAAUUAACUUCUAAUAUCACAUUGCUCUCACUAGUCCAUAAUACAAUCCCAGAGAUUGUCCCUGAACAGCUUCAGCUUUUUGUUUCCUUGGAGAACCUUGAUUUGAGCUCUAAUCUUAUCUCUGAAAUCAAAAUUUCUUCAUUCCCACGGAUGCAGUUGAAGUACUUGAAUCUGAGCAACAACAGAAUAACUACUCUGGAAGCAGGCUGCUUUGAUAAUUUAUCCAGCUCUCUAAUAGUUGUUAAACUAAACAAAAACAGAAUAAGUGUGAUUCCACCAAAGACCUUCAGACUUCCUCACGUACAGUAUCUGGAACUUAAAAGAAACCGGAUUAAAAUAAUAGAUAGCCUGACCUUCCAAGGUUUGGAUUCCUUGAAGUCAUUAAAAAUGCAGCGCAAUGGGAUUAGCAGACUAAUGGAUGGCGCCUUCUUUGGAUUGGAUAAUAUGGAAGAACUAGAACUGGAACAUAAUAACUUAACAGAAGUAAACAAAGGCUGGCUCUAUGGUUUGAGGACUUUACAACAACUUUAUGUCAGUCAGAAUGCCAUUAACAAGAUUGGACCUGAUGCAUGGGAGUUCUGCCAAAGACUUUCUGAAUUAGAUCUAUCAUACAACCAACUGACCCGCCUAGAUGAGUUUGCUUUUGUUGGACUGAAUUUACUGGAGAGAUUAAAUCUAAGUGAUAACAGAAUCAGUCACAUUGCAGAUGGUGUCUUUAAGGGACUUUCAAAUCUACAAACUCUAGAUCUGCGAAAUAAUGAGAUCUCCUGGGCUAUUGAAGACUCAAAUGAAGCAUUUGUAGGACUUGAGAGACUCAAUAAAUUGAUUCUACAAGGAAACCAGAUUAAGUCAAUCACAAAGAGAGCAUUUUUUGGACUUCAGGUUCUUGAAUAUUUGGAUCUGAACAACAAUGCAAUCAUGUCCAUUCAAGAAAAUGCUUUUUCCCAACCACUCAAAGAGCUGGUAUUGAACACUAGCAGUUUACUAUGCGAUUGCCAAUUGAAAUGGCUGCUCCAGUGGCUCACCCAGAGUAAUUUACAGGAUACUGUCAAUGUCAUUUGUGCUCAUCCUGAGCGGUUGGCUGGACAGAGCAUCCUCACUGUGAAUCCUGAAGACUUUGUCUGUGAUGAUUUUCCCAAGCCUCAGAUCAGAACACAUCCUGAGACAGCCAUUGCUCUGAGAGGCACCAAUGUCACCCUGACAUGCAAGGCAGUGAGCAGUAGUGAUUUGCCCAUGUCCACCACCUGGCGAAAAGACAGUGAGAUAUUGUAUGAUGCAGAUAUAGAGACUUUUGUCAGGUACCAGCAGCAAGAUGGUGAAGUCUUGGAAUACACUUCUAUCCUGCAUGUAUUCAAUGUCAAUUUCACUGAUGAAGGAAAAUACCAGUGUAUAAUCUCCAAUCACUUUGGGUCCAAUUACUCCAACAAAGCCAAGUUGACUGUCAAUGAACUGCCUUCUUUUAUAAAAACUCCGAUGGAUCUCACUAUACGAACUAGAGCCAUGGCUAAACUGGAGUGUGCUGCAGAAGGCCAUCCCCCACCUCAGAUUUCCUGGCAGAAAGAUGGAGGCACAGACUUCCCUGCAGCUCGUGAAAGACGCAUGCAUGUAAUGCCAGAAGAUGAUGUCUUUUUCAUAGCAAAUGUGAAAAUAGAAGAUAUGGGGAUCUAUAGCUGCAUGGCCCAAAAUGUAGCAGGAGGAAUAUCAGCAAAUGCCACGUUGACUGUGUUAGAAACACCUUCAUUUGUCAGGCCGUUAGAGGACCGGACCGUGGCCCAAGGUGAAACAGCAGUGUUGCAAUGCAUUGCUAGUGGUAGCCCUGCCCCUCGCCUAAACUGGACUAAAGAUGAUGGGCCCCUGACCGUAACAGAACGGCAUUUCUUCGCUGCUGCCAAUCAGCUUCUUAUCAUUGUAGAUGCUGGGUUAGAGGAUGCUGGGAAAUACACUUGUGUCAUGUCUAAUACACUUGGUACGGUGCGUGGCCAUAUCUACCUGUAUGUCAUCUCCUCACCAAACUGUGACUCUUCUCAAAGCGGCAUUGGGAUUGAAGAAGAUGGCUGGACAACGGUUGGCAUUGUGAUAAUAGUUGUGGUCUGCUGUGUUGUUGGCACUUCUUUGGUUUGGGUCAUUGUUAUCUAUCAUAUGAGAAGGAAGAGUGAAGACUACAGCAUCACUAACACAGAGGAAGUAAACUUGCCUGCUGAUAUUCCCAGUUACUUAUCUUCCCAAGGGACUUUGUCUGAGCCACAGGAAGGCUACAGUAAUUCAGAGGCAGGAAGCAACCAGCAGCUUAUGCCUCCUUCCAGUGGUUAUGUGCACAAAGGCACAGAUGGUGGCACAGCACAAUUGGUGAUCUGCUCUGAUUGCUAUGAUAAUGCCAACAUCUAUUCCAGAACCAGGGAGUAUUGUCCGUAUGCAUAUGUCACUGAAGAUGACCCACUUGAUCAAACACUGUCCAACCUAAUGGUGCAGAUGUCCAAAGAGCCGUACCCAGUAUGCCCCCAGCAUGAAGCCACCACUCUGGAUGGUCUCCCAGGUGACAGAGACAUGUCCGUCUUCCUUAACAAUCAAGACAGACUACAUGAGAAGAAACCUUGCCCCCAGCCGUGCAAUACUGAUCCUUUCCGGCUAUCUUUAUGGGGUGUCAAUAAAGAUCUAGGUUUGUUGCAUCCUUGUUUCUCACCCCAGCCAAAGACCCAUGAUGUGCCUCAUGUUCUACUAAGUGAAGGCAUUGCGGAAACUGGACAGGAACAAGUUAUUUCCCCCAGAUCCCAUCAUAAGUUACAUGAACAUAACUUUGACUUUGACAGAACUCAGAACUUACAGGAACAUCAUGAAGCUACAUAAAAGUAAUCAAAGUAUGCAAAACUUAUCAGCAAGCUUGGAGCAGUCAACAGUGUCUUUUCUACCUCAGGUUUUGCCCCAUGGCCAAAGGUGCUUCAUGCUUGCGACAGGAGCUUUGCUGAACACAUCUGUGAGUGCCUGCUACACACUAAAAGUGGGCAGUAGCAAAUGAUGACUUUCCUUCUGUUUGAGUCCCACCAAGUGGCACAGGGUCCUAAUUACUGGACAUAAAGGAACAAACUACACUUAGUGGUUAAAAGUGAAAAUGGAGGGUAUGUUGCCUUGUUAAUAGUUCCAUGAAAACUUUCCUGCUGAAGAAACCAACUUUAAAGAGACCAUUUGCAAACUCCUUGGUAAUCAAUCUUGCUUAACAUGACUCUUCUGACAACUAGCAGGAAUUUACAUCAGCAUCUUCAAUCACAAACAUCCCUUCCUCUGGCUGAAAUCCUCAGCUGUAAAUACAUUUGCAUAGUAUAAAUAUUUUGUAUACACUACUAAACAUAAAUUCCAGACUGAAAUGUAAAUUUUGUAUUAUGCCAAAAAUUACUGUUGUAUCAUUUUAACAUCUGCUGACCAGUUAGUAAAAGAUUAGUAAUUACUGUCAUAGGAUUAAAUUCUUAAGGGCUGAUUCAUACAGUCAUUCGUAGCACAUGAUGGUUGCAGCUUUCAUAUGUUGUCCUGUUCAUUGGAAAUAUUCAUUGUUUGAUGGCUUUUUCACACAGUAGUCGUCUGUAUGGCAACAGCUAUUAAUAGGAAUGAUCUCCCAUGAUGAAGACUUGAAUCAGUUCAUAGGAUCUGAACUAGGAAUAGAUAUUUGUGACAUGGGUUCACAUGACUCAUGUUUUUCCUGUGUAGCCUAUAGAUUAUAGUUAGAAUUCUGAAGCUGGGAACUUGAGAGGUUACACUCUAAACUUCAUGAUUUCUGAAUAGGAUUUGCAGUCUGACUGCACUGUGUCCACAUUGUUCAAGACUUAACUGGUGAUUUUUAUGUGUAAAUGAAUCAUUGCAGGCUAAAUAGAACUUCCACUGCACUUCAAAAAUAAUGUUUUUCAGUAUAAUUUGUUCAGACAUAUGACUGUAGCAAAUGGAGGGAUGAGGAUACAGUAGGUUCUGCUAUGAUGCAAUAGUUGUGUUCCUUUAAAAAAAUCCACAUUUUGUGCUCUAAAAAGAAUAGGAUUUUUUGAGAAAAAUAAAGUUAGGUACAGAUCUCUGAAAACACUACAGGCAGUCCCCAAGUUAUGAAAAAUACAUGUUCUGUAGGUUUGUUAAGUUGAUUUUGUAUAUACAUCGGAAUAGGUAAGUCCAGCCAAAAAUAUAUACAUUUCAGCUUUGCAUAGCAUAGGGAAGGGUGAACACUCCUGUGGUGUUCGUUUUGCUGUCUGUGCCUCUGUUCAGAAGAUUUCACUUCAUUUUCUGUCCCUAUGAAAAGUUUGGCUUGUUGUGGAAAUGAUGAGUGGAGAUAAAACUUCAGUGGAGACACCCUUUAUCCAUGAUAAUUCUUUCAGGAGUGAAUUCCCCCUUCCUAGCAGUAGAUUUCUCUCACUUCCUGUUGUCUCAUCCCCGUUCUUAAAUAUGAGUCAUUUGUAAGUCGAAUGUUUGUAACUCAGGGACUGCCUGUACGUUUAUCUAAGCUGUUUAUUUAACUUACCAUUGAUUUUAUUCUUCUGAAAAUACAAUAAAAUUGGCUGGGUCAUUGGAGUUCCUCUCCCUGCAUGCAUAAAUAUUUGCUGCUGUUGUUCACAGACACACAACACUCAGGAGCAACAACAAACCUACCACUUCUUGUGAUCAGUGUUUAGCUAUGGCAGAAAUUCCCUCACUUCCCUCCCUACUUCCUCUUACAACAACAAACCCAGCCAAACAUUGACUCCUGCGGUGUGAGGAGAUAUAGCUUCGCUGUUGCUGCUCCUGAGAGUUUGUUUGCAGCAGGAGAGAAGGCCAUUUGAUCUUAACUGGAGGGACAGGAAGAAGAGAGAGCAGAAUUUUGAUGGUAGACAAUGCCGGCAAAAUAAAAAGAUAGGGAGUGUGUUAUGUGAAGAAACAACAGGCACUUGCUAGGACCAAGAAAUUGCUUGAUUUGGUUUGGUUCAGUUAGGCAGGGUGCUCUUUCUUGGAACUGAACCAUGAAGAUGAGGAGAGAUGGGGUCAUCACUUGACACCUGAGAUGCAGAGAGGCACCAAUCUGCCAAUUUUGAAUGCUUGGGAUAGAUAGUGUGCUAUUGACAAUUAAAAGUUCAUGUUCUGCAAAUUGUGUUCCCUGUUAAUUGCUUUAUUGCCAAUUUGUAUCGUAAAAAAACACAAUCCAGCAUAACUUACUGUUCAUGGUUUGAAUGGCCUUGGGAAUUGAAAAAAUGAGCUUCUGUAUUUAGCAAGAGAAGAACCUGUGGUCCUUGCAGCUGGCAUAGGAGUAAAACGGAAUGUGUUUCUGUGGUACUAAGUUUCUGUUGUACUCCAAAACAAUAUGUAAGUGUGGCGUAUGACCAUAGCUGUAGUGAUUUUGUGGACAAACCUCAGGCAAUGUAAGAUUAUCUCAGGGUAAAGAAGAAAGGCUACAUUGCUGGUUAUUAUCUAUCUUUCUUGCUGUGACAUUUCAGAAGUUUGGGGUGCAGCUUGAAGAUAUCUCUGAAACUGUAAAUAUGCAACUAUAUGUAACUGUGUUAACCAUGACCAAGCAUCUACUAUAUUCAAACUAAACUGAAAAAUUGUAGCUAUCAGUACAGUCUUAGGGAUACCUAUUUAGAUGCAAUACCCUCAAUGUUCACUGAGAUCUAAGCUUAGGUAAGUGGGCAUAAAACAGUAGCCUACAUGUGCAAAUUAGCCACAGCUUGAGAACAUUAAUCUGUCCACACAGUUUUGUAAAAGAUAUUGCCAGAACAAUUUAGAUAUCAUUUUAUAGUAGGAUGGUGGUGGGCAUGAAAAGACUGCAGAAGUAAUUACAAUCCCAGUUAAUUGAUUUAAUUUGCAUAUAUUUCAUUUUGAAUUAAUCUUGGCUAGUAUAAUUGCUAGCUUCCUUUUAGUAGUUGGAAUUCUGGUGGUUUCUUAUGGCUGUGUGCAUAUCCUGUUACAUAGAGCAGGAGAUUAUGGCUGGAAGCAGUGAGGUACUCUCUUUUUUGUAACACAAAAUUCCCCAAUGGACUUGUCUUAAUCAUGCCGAGUGCCUUGCCAGGUACAAAAGUUAUUCAAGGGCAAACUACAUACAUAGUUGGAUUCUUGCCUUCAGGGGAGAGGGCAGUAUAAGAAAGUGCCAAGUCUCAGGCUGCCCACUCCUGCUUAAUAUUGAUACCCAAAAUCUUACAGGGCUCUAAAGCCAAAGCCUUCAAGAGUGCCUGAAACUUCUAAAGGCAAGAUUUCUCAUUGGCUGCCAGAUGUAUUAAGUUUCUUUUUGUAGAGCAGGGAGGCAUACUCUCUUUUCAUCUCAGUCAGGUGUUUGCUUCAAAGCAUUCUAGGUAUAAUUCAGUGUUAGAUUAUAAUUUCUUCUUACCUCUUCUAUUCAUUAUUUGGCAGCCUAUAUCUGAUCUAUAGCAGCAAAAGUUAAACAGAUAUACAGUAAAUACGCAGUGUUUGUAGGUGGGAGGGGGGAAAACCUAUUUCAUCCCCCAGAUCACAAACACACUUUAAGUCAGAGUUGUGUAAGAGCAGCAUCUAUGCUAUUUAAAUUGCCUUGGGUGAAACACUAGGAGCUUUUAAGAGUAUACAAAUUGGGCAGAAGCUGAAAUUGAUCUGAUCUCUCACAUCUUUGAAGAAAGGGCAAUUGUGGCAUGAAUCACUCUUUGUAAUCUUAUUGGAAAGUAUGUCAUGAUGUUCCUCUGGGGUUAAAAUCAUUCUGUCAAGGAAGACUGUUUUGCAGUGGUAUUGCAUUUUGCUGAUUCUGCAUGUUCAGCUGUACAUACCUUCAGGACAGUUAAAGCAUUCUUCUACCACCUGAUGUAAAGCUAUUUCAUUAAAUGUACACUUGAGGCUUGUUUUCUAAAUUUAGGAGAGUCGAAGUCUGCUGAUGGGAAAUCCAUCCUGCAUAAUGCAGACUGUAGGACAAGCUUGGGCUGGCAAGUUUGUGAGAACCAAACUUCAUCAUAUAUAUUCUCUUGAAAUGAACUAUGCCACCAUGCAAAUGUCUCAUUGCAAAAAUAAUGCCAUCUAGAACACUGGAAUCUCAAAUAUAUUAGUGCAGAAAAAAAAUUGUUGGGGCUCCUCAUUGGCAACUCAACUUUCAUAGUAACAAAAUCAUUACGUGAAAUAUGACAGAAAAGAUUGGAGGAGAAAUUGUCUCAGAAGUGAAGGUAGAUAUUUGAACAACGUGCACAAGAUGCUCUGGAAGUAGGAGAUCAAAGGAUUUAAGAAUUUUGGAACAUCUCAUUCUAUAGUAUGGUGUGGAGGGAGCUUAUUUGACUUGGAUAGUGAAUAAACCAAAAUCAGGUGUUUGAUCCUCCAGAUGUUGAACUGCAUCUCCCAUUGUGUCUCACCAUUGCUGUGCUUGGUAAAGCCAAUGGGAGUCACUAUCUGACAAAAUCCAGAGGACCACAUUUUUCCCAUUCCUUCUGUAAGGUAACAUGCUUGAGAUGAGAGUAAGGACGCAUAAUUUUGAAAGAUGUUUCACUUUGUUUUCUAUGGGAUCCGUGUUUAAAUUGCAGGGAAGAAAGUUAUUCCACCAAUUUUUUUGUCAAUGCCAAAGUAAUUAUAGAUGGACCGUUGUAAGACAGCGCAAACCAAUAGUUCCUUGCCUGCAGCUGUCAUUUCCUUGUAUCUAUUUAUAUUUUCCUCACUUAUCAGAAUGUAUAUUUUGUAUAGCAUGUGUUAUAUGUUUGUCUGUUGUAAUUUUCCUUCAUCCAAUAAAGGAACACACAGUAA